AUGGGAUUCCCAACACCACCUUUAUCUUUAUUAGAAGUUCUUAGGCGAAGCACGGCUGGCAAGGGCACCCGAAGGCAAGCACUGUCCUACAACUCCCGUCGGAAGGCCCCGCUGCAAAUUCCACCCUGCACCACCCCGAGCUUAACAAACCUCUCCCGGAGGAGAGGAAGCUUCCUCAGGUCUUGCAGAAGAUUUCCGUUUCUUGAAGUUGGACUCCGCUUGGUCGGGAAGCUGAGUCACCGUCUACUUCCUUUUCCCGAUCCGGCCUGCACGCCCGCGCGUCCGCGCACAAGUCACCGCUCCUCCGCGCCCGCCCGCCUGCACGCGCGCACUCAUUCCGCGCCCUCCCGCCCGCAGUCCCGCACGUCCGCGCUCACGCCAGCGCGCACUCCGCGCUCGCCCGCCUGCACGCGCCCGCGCUCCCUUCGCGUCCUCCCGCCUGCACGCCCGCGCACACGCCCGCGCUCACUGCGCGCCCUCACUCCCGCGCCUGUUCGCGCCCCCGCGCGCCCGCGCGCGCUCCGCAGCCGGGGCUACAGUUCCAGAGCUGAAAGCCCGAGGGUACUGCCGCCUCCCAGGACGGUCCGCAACCACCAUGAGGUGAGGGUUUUCUCCGUUUCCGCUCCCAAACUCAGCGUAGGUCUUGGACUCCACUCCGUGGCCCGUGCAGCGCCGCGGCCCUUCCAGGGGCUGAGCCCCCGGCGCCCCGCAGCGGGCGUCGGGUUUAGGGCGCCCCCGCGAGCCCCGUCCCCUCCCGCGCUGCCCUCGGCGCGCCCUCCCUUCCUGUCCCGGGACUGGGGCUGCCAGUCGGCUGGGUCGGACGCGGCUCGUCACCGGGUCCCUUUGAGAGGUCACUGCCAUGGCCACAUUCCUAUUACCCGAGGCGGCCUUCCUGAGCCUCCCUGGGCUGGGCUGGGCGGCUGGUGUAAACCUCCUGAGCAGAAGCAGAUGCGCUUUUCACUCUGUGGAGGGGUAGGGGGCUGUGAAAUUUCUAAGGACCCCCUGAAGGCCAUUCUGUUGGAGUUGGAAUGUCACUUUACAUGGAAUUUGCUUAAGGAAGACAUUCUGUUUGAUGUGGAUGAUACAAUUGAGCAGCAGCUGGAGUUUCUCACCACAGAACCCAGACUCACUCUUUACAACCAAUUGGCCUACGUGAAACACCUAAAAGGGCAAAAUAAAGAUGCUCUGGCAUACUUGGAACAAGCAGAAGACAUGAUCCAGAGAGAACACCAGGACAAAGAAGAAAUACGGUGUCUGGUCACUUGGGGAAACUAUGCCUGGGUGUAUUAUCACAUGGACCAGUUAAAGGAGGCUCAGAGGCAUUUAGACAAGAUAGGGGCCGUCUGCAAGAAACUGUCCAGUCCUUCUGACUACAAGUUGGAGAGUCCUGAGAUUGAAUGUGAAAAAGGGUGGGCAUUCUUGAAAUUUGGAGGAAAGUAUUACCAGAAGGCUAAAGUGGCUUUUGAGAAGGCUCUGGAAGCGCAGCCUGACAAUCCAGAAUUCAGCAUUGGUUAUGCCAUCACAGUGUAUCGGCUGGAUGACUGUGACAGAGAAGGGCCUACAAGGAGCUUGUCUCUGGGCCCGCUGAGGAAGGCUGUCACCCUGAACCCUGAUAAUGCCUACAUUAAGGUUUUACUGGCACUGAAGCUUCAAGAUGUACAUGCCGAAGCUGAAGGGGAAAGGUAUAUUGAAGAAAUCCUGAACCAGAUAUCCUCCCAACCUUACAUCCUUCGUUAUGCAGCCAAAUUCUACAGGAGAAAAAAAUCCUGGGACAAAGCUCUUGGACUUUUGCAAAAGGGCUUGAAGGUGACGCCUAGGUCCUCGUUCCUACAUCACCAGAUGGGACUCUGCUAUAGGGGACAAAUGAUCCAGAUCAAGAAGGGCAUGUGCAACAGGCCUAAAGAGGAGGAUAAACUGAGAGUAGAUAGGCUUAUUGCAAUGGCUUUGUCUCACUUCAAAGCAGCUGUGGAACGAGACUCCACGUUUGUGUUUGCCUACACGGACCUGGCCAACAUGUAUGCUGAGGGAGGCCAGUGUAGCGAUGCUGAAGAGGUUUUCCAGAGAGUCCUUCAUCGGGAGAACAUAACUGAUGAUCACAGACAUCAGAUCCACUAUUAUUAUGGCCGCUUUCAGGAGUUUCACUGUAAAUCAGAAAGUACUGCCAUCCACCAUUAUUUAGAGGCCUUGAAAGUUAGAGACCGGUCAUCGCUCCGUACCAAACUAACAAGUGCUCUGAAGAGACUGGCUGUCAAGAGACUCAGUCAGGAUGCUUCAGACGUGCAGAGUUUACAUGCCCUGGGGUUUGUUUACAAGCUAGAGGGAGAAAAGAGGCAAGCUGCUGAGUACUACGCUCAGGCCCAGAGGAUGGAUCCAGAAAAUGCAGAGUCCCUUGCUGCUCUCUGUGAGCUUCAACUUUCUAUUUAA
Hyaena hyaena (striped hyena) is the source of this 2424-nucleotide messenger RNA. RefSeq names its product interferon-induced protein with tetratricopeptide repeats 5-like. The record is from RefSeq and is a predicted model, not a curated record. Gene Ontology annotation, molecular function: protein binding; RNA binding. Gene Ontology annotation, cellular component: cytosol. Lineage: Eukaryota; Metazoa; Chordata; Mammalia; Carnivora; Hyaenidae. Gene Ontology annotation, biological process: defense response to virus.